This is a messenger RNA of Paraglomus brasilianum, 432 nucleotides long. Lineage: Eukaryota; Fungi; Glomeromycota; Glomeromycetes; Paraglomerales; Paraglomeraceae. The record is from the annotation of a GenBank genome assembly.
AUGCGCUUAGCCGUAGGUGGACCAAAGAGGAAGAUAGUUUAUUCAAUUGUUCGUUUGAGCAAACAAUCACAACCGUCCCGGAAAACAAAUAUCUUAAAAUACGACCUAAGGUUAAGAGACGUAAAUGGACAAAUCAAAUGGAAAAUCAUAAAUGCCAAUUGGGAUCAAAAGGAACUCAAAAAGUUGGAAGAGAAUAUCGAAAAAUAUGGAGAGGAUUGGAAACAAGUCGUCAAAGGUCUACCUGGUAAGACGUGUCAACAGGUCAGGGCAGAAAAACGAAAAAUUGACAUCAGAACCAAUCAAUCACGUCAUGUAACCGUUGGUAUAUCACUCAGCAUGGCUUCAAUAGUCAAUUGGAGUCAAGAGAAGAUCAAAAAGUUGAAAAAAACAUUGAAAGACAUGGAAACAAGUCGUCAAAGACCUACCUGGUAA